UUUUGUCUGAUGAAUGUAGAAGAAGACUGAGUUUCUGUUUGUAGUCAUUGAGCAGCAGGCUAAGCUAAUAGGGCUGGUAGCUGACUACAGAGAUGUUUGGGUGUUUGGUGGCCGGUAGGUUGGUUCAGACUGAUGCGGUGCAGGUCGCCUCUGAUAAAUUCGUCUUUAAUCUGCCAGAUUAUGAGAAUGUGAACCAUGUGGUGGUGUUCAUGCUGGGGACCGUACCUUUCCCGGCCGGAAUGGGAGGAGCCGUCUACUUCUCCUUCCCCGACCCAGUGAGUGGCGCUCCUGUGUGGCAACUCCUCGGCUUUAUCACCAACGAAAAGCCCAGCGCGAUCUUCAAGAUCUCCGGCCUCAAGGCUGGGGAGGGCGGGGCGCACCCUUUCGGCGUAAUGGCCUACGUGUCUCCAUCCGUGGCUCAGGUCGGCGUGUCUGUGGAAACUCUGGAUCAGCUGGCUCAGCAGAUCCCAGUGUCCAGCGCCGCUGUGUCCGCUGUGGACACGUUCAUGCAGUUCACCCAGAAGACGCUGGACAGCCUCUACAACUUCGCUUCAUCGUUCGCUCUGUCCCAGGCGCAGAUGACGCCGAACCCCACAGAGACCUUCAUCCCUUCCAGCUGCAUCCUUAAGUGGUAUGAGAAUUUCCAGAGAAGAAUGGCACAGAACCCGAACUUCUGGAAAAACUAAAAAAAAAAAAACACGGAACCAGAUGCAGCACCAAGUCAGCGCCUUUAUGGAAACAGUAUUUCUGCCCUCAGAUCGGACACGCUUUCUGUUCCAUAGUGGACAUGUUUGGCUUUGAGAUUGUCUCAGUUUGUGCACAAAACCCAGAAGAGACUCAGAGUGUCUGUUCCUGUUUGAACGUCUUACACAAGUCUUCUUCGUGAGCUUGUUUUCAUAUUCACUUCACUAACUCAUCAAGGCUUUGCUACCAACACAAGUGAUUCCUAAAUAAAUCCUGAACUAGCCGAAAACUCUUUAUGUAUUUAGUUUUUAAAUUAACCUCAUGCUCUCAUGAGAGUGUAGACUGCCUUUAAUGGGCCAAUUCUCCUUGCCAUAUCUACAACCCUUAGGAAUUUCAUCAGCAAUAUGAGGUUAUGAUUGCUCAGGAACACUAUUAAAAAAAAAACCUCAUCGGUCUGUAGAAACCAACCUCUGGCUUUCUAAUACAAUAAAUCACAAAAAAUCACAAAUAUUUUAUCAACAAUCAAACCUGCUGGAACAUUAAAUACAGCAAAAAAAAAUAACGUUCAUAGAAAUUAUGUUUGCCACACUGCGACAGCACUAUAUGUCUCAGGUAAAAGUUUUCGUACUCUAAAGUUCUUAAGUGUUUUUAUGAUUCUUCAUUUUUUCCUUGUUGAGGUGAUGGUGGCAGUGGUGGUAGGGGUUUCUCUUGUAACCGGUGGGUUGCCGGUUCGAAUCUAUCUCAGUUGUGUCCUUGGGCAAGACACUUCACUUGCCUUGCCUGCUUCAGGUGGUCAUAGAGCACCAUAGUGGUGCCUAUUUUAUGGCAGCCUCACUUCUGUCAGUGUGUGAAUGAGUAGAUGACUGAUUGUAGUGUUAGGUGCUUUGGUGUCUCCUGACUUGAUAAAGAGCUAUACAAGUACAGGCCAUUUACCUUUUUUACCAUUUUGGUUUUAUUUCCUAGGCAUCACCAUUCCUUCAAGAAUGAUGUGUGAUCUCAUUAUUUUACGAUGGGUGUUUACUGAAAAUUAUUUAAAUAAAAUAGAUUUGGUUUUUG
Girardinichthys multiradiatus is the source of this 1740-nucleotide messenger RNA. RefSeq names its product heat shock protein nuclear import factor hikeshi (gene hikeshi). The record is from RefSeq and is a predicted model, not a curated record. Gene Ontology annotation, biological process: protein import into nucleus. Gene Ontology annotation, molecular function: Hsp70 protein binding; nuclear import signal receptor activity. Gene Ontology annotation, cellular component: cytosol; nucleus. Bases 93 to 686 code for a protein of 197 amino acids. The transcript has a single exon. NCBI's taxonomy places the organism in Eukaryota, Metazoa, Chordata, Actinopteri, Cyprinodontiformes, Goodeidae.